This is a messenger RNA of Monascus purpureus, 1555 nucleotides long. The record is from the annotation of a GenBank genome assembly. Lineage: Eukaryota; Fungi; Ascomycota; Eurotiomycetes; Eurotiales; Aspergillaceae.
CCAGCGGAAAUUACCGCUUUCACUUCUGAUUAGAAAGCAUGGCAGAUACCGAUGAGGAAUAUAUUGAGGGCAUUACAGAAGAUGAGGAUGACUUCGAUAUCCAAACUUCUCGAGGAAGCUCUGCGCGCGGCCCGCGCUCAAGGAGAAAGAAACAGCGCGGGGGUGCUGAAUGGGAGGUUUCAAGAACAUGGGAGACAUUAGUGGAGGGUGCUGAUGGCACAAUCAGCUCUACUGUUGAGGGGCUUCUCGAAGCUGGCAAAAGGAAGAGGUGAGCUCGGACGAGGAAUGCAGAGCUGCUAUUAUUCCAGGAAUGAAAUCACUGUGAGUGCAGGGCCAUGGCAACUAAAUCCUAGUCCCUUUGCAGACUGUUAAGAGAUACAACCCCACUACAACGCGGUAUAAUUCGACAUCUUAUCCUGAUAUUGGAUCUCUCCCAGUCGAUGGCAGAGAAAGACCUGCGUCCAAACCGAUAUCUUCUUACGCUCCGGUAUACGCAAGAGUUCGUGGUGGAGUUUUUCGAACAAAACCCUAUCUCUCAACUCGGUGUCCUUGGUUUGAGAGAUGGCCUGGCGAUCAGAAUUAGUGACCUGAGUGGCAAUCCUACGGAGCACCUUAAUGCUAUAGAAGCAUUACGAAGUCAGGACCCGAAGGGUCUUCCGAGUCUGCAAAAUGGGCUUGAAAUGGCUCGGGGAGCUCUUUUCCAUACUCCAAGUCACGGAACACGGGAAAUUCUUAUAAUCUUCGGGUCUCUCUUGUCAUCCGAUCCCGGAGAUAUUCAUCAAACAAUAACUACGCUUGUAAACGACAAAAUUCGUGUCGGAAUAGUUGGCCUUGCCGCUCAAGUAGCAAUAUGUGGUGAGCUUUGCGCCAAGACCAAUAGUGGUGAUGAUACUGUAUAUGGUGUUGCUCUCAAUGAGCAACACUUCCGUGAACUAAUGAUGGAUGUAACCACACCACCGGUUACAUAUUCUCAAAAACAGUCUGCUAGCUCCCUCUUGAUGAUGGGGUUCCCGUCUCGUACAGUUGAAACUUACCCGUCUCUUUGCGCAUGCCAUUCCAAACCUUCUUGCGGAGGAUAUCUGUGUUCGCGAUGCAGCAGUAAAGUUUGCAGCCUUCCCGCUGAAUGCCCUGCUUGUGGUCUUACUCUAAUACUUUCAACACACCUUGCUCGGUCAUAUCAUCAUUUAUUUCCUCUUAUCAACUGGGUGGAGGUUCCGUGGCAACAUGCAUCACGAAGUUCAGCUUGCUUUGCCUGUGGCAUAGCAUUCCCCGCGGUACCUCCAGAGGAGCAGUGGCAGGCCACAACAAGCCAUACUAAAGGAAUGAGUGUGAGCAGUCGGUAUGAAUGCACUGUUUGCAAGAACCAUUUCUGUAUUGACUGUGAUCUCUUCGCCCAUGACGUUGUGCAUAAUUGUCCUGGCUGCCAGAGCGGAAAUACUCUAAAGUUAGAUGCGGUAGCAGGAUAGGUGCUGCAACAUAGCAUAUUGUAAUUAGCAAUGCACAAAGGACCUAGGAAAUUGAGGAUAUGUUGCAAGGGUGCUAUUAGUUAUUUCAG